Vicia villosa (hairy vetch) is the source of this 819-nucleotide messenger RNA. RefSeq lists its product as uncharacterized. Gene Ontology annotation, molecular function: zinc ion binding; nucleic acid binding. Bases 1 to 819 code for a protein of 272 amino acids. Lineage: Eukaryota; Viridiplantae; Streptophyta; Magnoliopsida; Fabales; Fabaceae. The record is from RefSeq and is a predicted model, not a curated record. The transcript is spliced from 3 exons.
AUGGUUCAGUGUUACUGUUGUAAUAGGUUUGGCCACUUUGCUAAAGAUUGUUGGUCAAACAAAGAAGAAGCAAAAAUAGCCAGAGGAGAUUCUGAUGAUGAACCUGUGCUAUUAAUGGCUUAUGAAUCUGAUGAGGAACCUGUGAAUUCUGAAGAAGAGUCAGAAUCUGAGGUUUCUGAAGAUGAGUCAGAGUUAGAAGAUGACUCUGAAGCUGAAGACAAGUCAGAAUCCGAAGGUGAUUCUGAGUCUGAAGGAGAAUCAGAAGAUGAGUCAGAAUCUGAAGAAGAUUCUGCUUCUGAUGAUGAGUCAGAACUUGAAAGUGGAACUUCUGAAGGCGGAGCUUCUGAAGGUAGUCCAGCUUCUGACGGUGGUCAUGAUUCUGAAAGAAAAGAUUAUGAAGUUGGAACUUCUGAAGGCAGAGCUUCUGAAGGCGAUCCAACUUCUAAAGGUGGAACUUCUGGUGGUAAUCAAACUUCUGAAGAAAAUCCAGAAGGAGAUAUGGUUCUAGAAUCAGAAGGAGAUUCUGAACUAUUGGGUAUUGAAGAAGCACUCAAGAAGAAAGGCUGGCUGAAUGCCAUAAAAGAAGAACUUGAGGCUUUAGAAGGAAACAAAACUUGGAAGUUAACUAAGCUUCCAAAGGAGAAGAAAACCAUCAACGUUAGAUGGGUUUUCAAGGAGAAAUCUGCAUUUUUAAAUGGAGUAUCAGAAGUUGCACACUGUAGCAACCAGAAGAAACUUGCAGAUGUUAUGAUGAAGGAUGUCAAGACUGAACACCUUAUCCGUUUGAGGGAUGGAGUUGGUGUUGUAGAUUUUGGCUAG